This is a messenger RNA of Melampsora larici-populina 98AG31, 3105 nucleotides long. RefSeq lists its product as uncharacterized. Gene Ontology annotation, cellular component: trans-Golgi network. The transcript has 8 exons. The record is from RefSeq and is a predicted model, not a curated record. NCBI's taxonomy places the organism in Eukaryota, Fungi, Basidiomycota, Pucciniomycetes, Pucciniales, Melampsoraceae. The coding region runs from base 1 to 3105 and encodes 1034 amino acids.
AUGGCUGAUAAUGUUGAUGGUCUGGUCAUCAUACCACAUAUUGGUGAUCAAUCAUUUUACGUGAAUCGAUUGAUGGCCGAUUUUGCUUCUGAUCUGAUCAUUCGAUUUCGACAUUUAUCAAGUUUACUUUCAUCAAUUUCGACUUUAAACAGUCCACAUCCUUCAAUUCAUGAAACUAUCUUUGAUUUACUUCCACUCAUUCCACCAUUGGCUUCAUCUUUCAAUACUCAUCCUAAUCACAAUCAUCAAACUACUUCAUCAACAUCAUCUUCUCCUUCUCGAACCCAUCAUUUUCAAAAACCAAUUCAAGCAGCUCCAAAGGCACGUCAACCUGUUGCGCAUCUACUCACUGAUGUGGAAAACCCUUUACCAUCUCAAACUGCCACUCCUCCUGCCUCACCACGUCCUCAACAUACUACGCAUUCAUUGAGUCUAAAUGCUCAAACUUCAUAUCCUAGAUCUUUAUCUCCAAGUCUCAACUCUCAAUCUUUACAGAAACCACAUAGAGCAUACAGUGACUCAUUAUCACCAUCUCAAUCUGCUACCAGUCCUCUCAGUAACCCUAGACCUACUUCGCUUGUCAUCGACUCACGUACACGUAAGAAACUCUCGGGUCGAAUCAAGAAGUUUGAUGCAGAUUUAUGUUUAAUGAUUGGUGAACUUGAUGAAGCUGUUAAACUUUAUACUCAAGCGAUUUCGAUUUCACGAACUUCAAAUGAUUUAGUUUGGUUAGCUUCAGCUCUAGAAAGAUUAAGUUUGACCAAAGUGAUGAUUCACAUCCAUGAUCACCAUCAAGUUGAUUCCAGUUCUACAAAUACCAACACAUCUGCCGAUCCUGGGCUUAAUCUUGUCUCAUUGAUUAAUGAAGUGUUUGAUAGCUAUGAGCAGGCUUUAGGCAUAUAUUCAAAACCUAUGAAACUCGAUCCUAACUCAUCAGAUCAUUUACCACCCAUUAUUUAUGUUCAAACCGGUUUACGUUUACUUACCAUACGUGGAACGCUUUGGAAAGCUUAUCAUGAAUCUAAACCGAUCCAUGAAGCUCUUUGGAGUUUAUUUGGAUUUAAGAGCAGUGGAACAUCAACUACAAGAUCCACAGUAGGAAAAGAUGAUCGGAAGAAAAGAGAAGACGGAAAUUUGAUUUCUCUGACUCGAAGUUCGAUUUCUGAGCUUGCUUCUAGAGUUUAUAUUCCUGAAUUGGUCAGCUUAGUACCGAGUGAUCGGAUUCGAAGUUUGACUCAACUGAUCUAUUGGUAUGAUCAGAUUGAUUAUCAAAGGAAAGCAGCAUGGAUGAAACGUGAAUUGAUUGGUGUGAUGCUUCAAAACUUAAAUCAUCAUCAACUUCAUCAACAAGCCAAAAACUUGACUCGAUUGAUGAACGAAAUCUUUAAAGUAUACAAAGUUCAAAUUGACACUGAUCUUACAGAAGGUACUUCAAUAGAAGAAGUAGAAGAAUCAGGUUGGUUAGAUAUCAAAAUAGGUUUAAUCAAAGAUGGAAUUAUCCUUGCAGAAAUGAUUUCAGAUGAAUUUGGUUUAUUAAAACUGAAUCUUAAACUUUCUAAAUUACUUCAAUCUCAAAUUAAAAAUGAUGAAAUUGAUGAAAAUUCGAAUCAAUCAAUUAUGGAAGAUAGUUUAAAAUUAAUGGAUCAAAUUCCUAAACUUUUAAAUCAAGUAAAAAUUGAUGAAUCACAUUCGAUUUGUUCUACAUUUUUUUAUGCUCCACUACAAAAUUCUAUGAAACUUGGAACUUUGAAUUCUAGAUUGUCUAAAAAAAUCGGUACUUUGGUGGUUGGAGAACCUGCGGUUUUUUUGAUCACUUUACAAAAUCCAUUGUUAUUUGAAUUGGAGAUUUCAAAUAUUAGAUUAAGUACGACAGGAGUUCAUGUCUCUUCUCAACGUCAUUCAAUUAGGAUCGGUCCAUCUUCAAUCAAGACGAUCAAAUUAACCUGCUCGCCUCAAGAAGUUGGAAGUUUGUUUGUCAAAGGAACUUGGAUUGAUUUAGGUAGUGCUGUGAAUUUGGUUUCGAGAGAGUUUUUGGUUCCUAUGGUGAUAGGGAAUCAAAAGAAAAAGAAAGAAGAUCAGUAUAUGGAAUGUUUGGUUGUGGAUCGAUUACCGGUCUUGAAAGUGAUUCCAUUGAGUAAAAACCUUGUAGAGAGACACUUGACGAUUUGGGAUGGCGAAAAAGUGAUGAUUGAAUUUGAGAUUGAGAAUGAAUCAAAGGUAAGGAUUGGUUGGAAAGAAGUAGAAGUGAUAGAUGAUAGACAAUUAAGAAUUAAACAAGAACUUAAAAGAUCAUCUUUAUCUAAGAUUUUCUCAACUGAAGAAAUUUAUCAUCUUGAAUUUGAAUUGUUUCAUCGACCUUCAUUAAUCGUUCAAGAUGAAAUCACAAAUGAUCAAGAAGAGAUUCGAAUUCAAGUCAUUGGUAAGAUUGGACUUGGAUCUGCACAAGUUUUAGUUAGGUAUGGUGGACUUGAAGGAGGGAAUUGGAUGAGAGAAUGUAAAGAAGAGAUUCGUGUGACUGUUCUUAAGGUUUUAGAGAUUGUGGAUUUUUUGGUUUGGGAGGAUGAGAUGGAUGUUACAGAAAAAUGUUGGGUUGGGAUUAAGGUUAAGAAUGUGGUGGGGAAUGGGAAAGCUUUAGAAGUUGGAUUUGAUAAUGUAGAUGAUUGUGUAGUAGGAAAACAAAGGGUAGAGGCAGGAUCAACUGUCUUGAUCUUUACUACGAUCAAAAAGAUUACUUUAACUGAAUCUGAAGUUCAAGUCCCGAUUCCAUCUUUGGAUUCUAAUCGACAAUUUAUUGUGGCUAGUUCUACUAAUCAAGAUGAUGAAGAUGAUCAUGAUUUUGAAAAAGAUAGUUUGGCUAGGAAUGAAGCUUUUUGGAUUCGAGAGAAACUUUUAGAAUCGAUUCAAGUUUCAUGGAACGAGAUUGGAGGGAUUAGAAAAGGAGAAUUAGAUCUUAGAAGUAUGAAUCGUAGAUUCGAUCAAGGGAUGGUAAAAGUUUUAAAGUCUAAAGAAAUUGAAAUUUCGGUCUUGAAUCUUGAUUUGAUCAAGUGUAUACAAAUUGAAGAAUUUGUUGAAAUGGUGAUUAGGUUCACUAAUCGAACUCGUUAG